AUGUUGGUGUCUUUUUUACUCAGGGAUGAGAAUGAGGAUGUCGAUGUGAUUUCAAACAUCAACCAGAUCUAUGAUGUCGGUGCCUUAGUACAUUUAUUCCCAGCUGGCAGUAGUGGUCGUACUGGUGCCGAGGAUGAUUCAGGAUUAACAGCUGUACUUUAUCUACAUCGUCGUAUCAAGGCAACAGAUACGUUAUUGCACCAUCAUUAUCAACAAAGAACCACGAGGUCACUCCUACCGAGUCAAAGAAUGAACCCAAAACACAUGAAAAGUCGAAAGAACAAUAAGAACAAGAGCAUCAACACGACAAAACGCCAUACGCUCCUUCACACUUGGUCCAAGAUCGCCAAGUGA
This is a messenger RNA of Lichtheimia ornata, 354 nucleotides long. RefSeq lists its product as uncharacterized. The transcript is spliced from 2 exons. NCBI's taxonomy places the organism in Eukaryota, Fungi, Mucoromycota, Mucoromycetes, Mucorales, Lichtheimiaceae. The record is from RefSeq and is a predicted model, not a curated record. The coding region runs from base 1 to 354 and encodes 117 amino acids.